CUAUAUUUCUUGCUCAGCAGCUUACCCCCAACAUUUUCAACUAGGGCAACACCUUUUACUAUAAAUGAAUAACAUCUAUUACCUAUGUUGUAAAGGUAGGGGCAACAUUUUUUGAGUCACCUUCUAGCUAGCUCCAUACUAUUCCCUUGCAUGCUCCUUUCCUGUUCCUGCUAAACCAUGACCAUUUUUUUCAGCCCAAUUAUUUCAACACACAUUUCCCUGUGAGGAAAAAAAAGGAGUGGGAGGGAUCUACAAAAGAAUCUACUUUAGUACUCCUCUUCUUCUGGUUUCACUAUAUAUCCAGUUCUGUCGCUAAAACUUUCCAUUCUGUUCUCUUUAACCCUUCUCUUAUUUGUCCUUCAAGCUUGUUUAUACGAAAAUGUGGAUGAUGGGUUAUAAUGAUGGUGGUGAAUUCAACAUAUCAGAUUCUUUCAAUGGCAGGAAGCUUAGGCCACUAGUUCCAAGGCCAAUACCCUCUACAAACAACACUCCAACUGCCUCUAGUCCUCCUUGCCUUGGCAGUCGCCUUCAUAACACCGAUUUCUUUGCACUCAAUCAGUACCAUCUGGCAAGUAUGGCUGAUGAAAACAAAAGAGAAUUCAACACACAGCCAGUUGUAAUGAGCUCAAGAUGGAAUCCAACACCGGAGCAGUUAAGGACCCUUGAAGAUUUGUAUCGAAGAGGGACUAGAACACCCUCAACUGACCAAAUUCAAGACAUAACCGCACAGCUUCGUAGAUAUGGAAGGAUUGAAGGAAAGAAUGUGUUUUACUGGUUUCAAAACCACAAGGCAAGAGAAAGGCAAAAGCGUCGACGUCAAAUGGAAUCUGAUUCUUUUGAUGGUCAUCAGCAAAAUGGACAUGGUAUUGAAAUCUUUGAAAGGAAAGAAUCAGAGGCAAGUAGGACAGGUUAUGAAGGUGAACAAACCAAGAACUGGGCUCCCUCUACAAACUGCAGUACACUAUCAGAGGAAUCUGUUUCAAUAUCAAGGGCAACAAAAGGAGCAAUGGCAGAGUACUGUAGACCAGAUGGAUGGAUGCAACUCGAUGAAGGAGAAUUACAGCAUAGAAGGAACUUUAUAGAAAGGAAUGCCACGUGGGAGAUGAUGCAGUUGUCUUGUCCAUCUCCCACCCACCAAAGAAACACUAUCUCUAGUACUAGUAGCACUACAACUAUGUCAAAACAAGGAGCAGCAGCAGCGAAGCUCAUUAAGGCUCAUGACCUCAACGUCUUUAUAGCACCUUACAGAGAAAAUGGGCAUCAUGGAACCCUUAUUAACCAGUUCAAUAGCAGUGUCAUCAAUGACGGGAAUGAAUCCAGAGGUGGUACUGGGGAAUCUCAAACCCUUCAACUGUUUCCUCUUCGUAGUGGCGGUGACGGCAACAAUAAUAUCGAAAGCAUUAACGAGAGAGAGAGUGAGGUAUCAGUUUCUGCUGCUGAAGCUUUGAAUGCUAAUAACUUCGCUCCUUGCCAGUUCUUUGAGUUCCUUCCACUGAAGCACUAAUGAUGACCAUCCAAAGCAAGACUCUUCCUUCUUUUGUUUCAUUUUAUGAGUACUUUGCCAUGUAUGUACCAUGAUGGGGUUGUGUUGGGGGUUUGGACAUUGUAAUUUUGUUGGAAAAUGGGAAGUACCGUUUCUUGUUUUGA
Populus nigra (black poplar) is the source of this 1647-nucleotide messenger RNA. RefSeq names its product WUSCHEL-related homeobox 1. Gene Ontology annotation, molecular function: DNA-binding transcription factor activity; DNA binding. NCBI's taxonomy places the organism in Eukaryota, Viridiplantae, Streptophyta, Magnoliopsida, Malpighiales, Salicaceae. The record is from RefSeq and is a predicted model, not a curated record. Gene Ontology annotation, biological process: plant organ development. The transcript has 4 exons. Bases 380 to 1504 code for a protein of 374 amino acids.